CAACCAAGGCAAACGUUUCUCCCUCUUCGUGUGUCUCCAACAUGGAUGCUUUUCAGAGCAUCUUAAAAUUCUUUCUUAACCAAAAAACUGCUAUCGGCUACAGCUUCAUGGCUUUGCUGACCCUGGGAAGCGAGCGUCUCUUCUCACUCGUGGCCUUUAAGUGCCCCUGCAGCACCGAGAAUACAGCCUAUGGGCUGGUUUUCCUCUUUGCCCCUGCCUGGGUGUUACUGAUCCUUGGAUUCUUUCUGAAUAACAAGGCGUGGAGGCUCUUCACUGGCUGCUGUAUAAACCCCAGGAAAAUCUUCCCUAGGAGACGCUGCUGCCGCUUCUUCUACGUCCUGGGCCACAUCACAUUGAGUUCAUUGGUGGCCCCAGUGAUGUGGCUCUCUGUGGCUUUGCUUAAUGGGACGUUUUACGAAUGCGCUAUGAGCGGGACAAGAAGCACGGGGCUUUUGGAGCUGAUUUGCAAGGGCAAGCCCAAAGAGUGCCGAGAAGAGCUGUACAAAGUGUCCUGUGGCAGAAGCAGCAUGACGCCCACCGACAAUGAGGAGGUGAAGCUGUCCCUGCAAGCCCAGUCUCAGAUUCUAGGGUGGUGCCUGAUUUGCUCAGCAUCCUUUUUCUCUCUGCUGACCACUUGCUAUGCACGCUGCAAAUCUAAAGUCAGCUAUCUGCAGCUGAGUUUUUGGAAGACAUACGCACAAAGGGAGAAGGAGCAAUUGGAAAACAAACUCCUGGAAUGUGCCAACAAGCUGAGUGAGAGGAACCUGAAAUGCUUUUUUGAAAACAAGAGGCCGGAUCCCUUUCCCAUGCCAUCUUUUGCUGCCUGGGAGGCUGCUUCGGAGCUACAUUCAUUCCACCAAGACCGUGAACACUACAGCGCUCUCCACAAGGUGAUAGACGACGGACUGGAACAAACCCCCCAAGAGGAAGAGACAACAAUGAUCCUUGUGGGCAGUGCCCAGGGUGUGUGAAUCAACCACUAUCACAGCAGGCUGGGAUGUCGCGUGGUACACUCACUCAUUCUGAGAGUCUCCUGCUGUCCCCACCACAGCCUGAGCCUCUGCAUUUUCUCACCAUCUCAGCCUCUUUAGACGAUGACCACACAGUGAAAAACGGUUUUAAGCCUCUGAGUUCCGUGUCCAGAUGUGCCCACACUAAGGCCGAGCGAGGACUUAGUGGAGGGUUGGUGGAGGGUUGGGCCCAGGCGGUCCAACCAACUGGCUCUAAGCUCUAGGAUUCUAUAACUCAGUCCCCAGACUCUGGUGAGGUGUCUGUCGCUUUUCACAAGUAUCUGUUGUGGUACUGGGGGAGGGGUUUGUGACACUGACAUCUGCAGGGGUGGCCAGCAGAAACCUGUUCACAAAUAUAUCCAAUGCCUUUCAAGAAGGAAGGGAUUCUAACAUUUAACAUUCCUUUACUCGGAAGAACUCCAUUCUCAAACAUCGCCAACUGAUAGAGUAUCACGUCUAAAACACAAGAGGUUUCCCCCAGAUCUUGGAGGUCUGUCUCUGAGGGCAGGGCUGCCUCAGGACUGCUGUAUACCAAUGGCACUUAUGCCUUCACAGGCUAAUUUCUACUUUCUAAAAGACAAUCAUGUAAGGCCCACAUACAAGCCUACAUUGAUAUAAAGACAAACACAUUAAUAUUGUAUGUUAAAACACAUUUCUCAAUUAAAAAUUCCAUUUUUUUUCCUGGUUUUAAAAUAGAAAAUCACUUUCAUGGAUCCCUACUAAAAUCUGGGUCCAGGGCAUGGUGCCAGCUGUAUGCUGGGUAUUUCUUAGGUUCUUUGGGCUACUAUAACCAAAUGCCACAGAUGGUGUGGCUGACAAACAAUACUUCUCACAAUUUGAGAUCAGGGUACCAGGCAAAGCCUAGCGAGGGGUUUCCUUUAGGUCACUGACUGUUGAGGCCUCACUGUGAGUCACUUGGUAAGAAAGGCAAAAACUCCCUGAGGCUCCACCCUCAUCAAAUGACCCUCAAAAGGCCACCUCCUAAUGGCAUUACCUUUGUGGUUAUGUUCACUAUAAUAAUUUUAACUGGGCAAUGAUGGCACAUGCCUUUAAUCCCAGUUCUGAUCCCAGUACUGGGGAGGCAGAGGCAGGUGGAUGGAUCUCUGAGUCUGAGGCCAGCCUGGUCUACAAAGUGAGUGCCAGGAUUGUCAGGACUGUUUCACAGAGAAACUCUGUCUCAAAAAAUCAAAAAUAUGCAUAGAAUAUUGGUAAUGGCUUGAUACAAGUAUUAGGAGACAGUCCACAGUAGUCCUAGCAUAAAAUUGUGGUUUUAUUUUAUACUUAUCAGAAAUAAUGUGUUACUAUGUACUAUGUAAUUUUUACCAUGUGUGUGUCUGUCUGUGUCUGUCUGUCUGUAUGUUAUAAAUUCCCAUAAAUCUCUGAGUAGAUUAGUGCUUAAGGCACAGCAUCCACAUCCAUCACUAGCUCAUACCUUAUGUCACUACCUCUCUGUAUCCCCAGAUUUAAGAACAAUUCAUCUUAGGUUUUCACUUACUUAAAAGUUGAUGAGAGGCUGCAGGAGAUCCAAGACCCCCAGAAAACCUUAAGAUUGUAAUGUAUAAUAAGAAAUAUUUUUUGCCUUCA
Molecule: messenger RNA, 2594 nt
Organism: Phodopus roborovskii (desert hamster)
Lineage: Eukaryota; Metazoa; Chordata; Mammalia; Rodentia; Cricetidae
Gene: Calhm5
Product: calcium homeostasis modulator family member 5
Exons: 2
Coding region: 42-971 (309 amino acids)
Molecular function (GO): monoatomic cation channel activity
Source: RefSeq, a predicted model, not a curated record